AUGUCAACAAGAGAUGAAUGUAGGAAACCUUUAGAAAAGAAAUUUAAGGAAACUCGACAAGGUGAAAGGUCAUUUAAAAGUCCAGAAUGUGGGAAAUUAUUUAUUACAAAAACAAAUCUUGUUGAACAUCAGAGAAUUCACACAGGAGAGAAACCGUAUUCAUGCUCAGAAUGUGAGAAGAGUUUUAGUCUUAAAAUAAAUCUUGCACAUCAUCAGAAAAUUCACACAGGAGAGAAGCCGUUUUCAUGUACAGAAUGUGAGAAGUGUUUUAGUCGGAAGUCACAUCUUGUUCAACAUCAGAGAAUUCACACAGGAGAGAAUCCGUUUUCAUGUACAGAAUGUGAGAAGUGUUUUAGUCAGAAGUCAAAUCUUGUUCAACAUCAGAUUAUUCACACAGGGAAAAAGCCAUUUAAAUGUACAGAAUGUGAGAAGUGUUUUAGUCAGAAGUCAAUUCUUUUUCAACAUCAGAGAAUUCACACAGAAGAGAAGCCGUUUUCAUGUACAGAAUGUGAGAAGUGUUUUAGUCGGAAGUCACAUCUUGUUCAACAUCAGAGAAUUCACACAGGAGAGAAGCCGUUUUCAUGUACAGAAUGUGAGAAAUGUUUUAGUGAUAAAUCAAAUCUUUUCAAACAUUUAAAAAUUCACACGAGGAAGUAG
This is a messenger RNA of Bufo gargarizans (Asiatic toad), 657 nucleotides long. Its product is annotated as gastrula zinc finger protein XlCGF71.1-like. Gene Ontology annotation, molecular function: DNA-binding transcription factor activity; RNA polymerase II cis-regulatory region sequence-specific DNA binding. The transcript has a single exon. Bases 1 to 657 code for a protein of 218 amino acids. The record is from RefSeq and is a predicted model, not a curated record. Gene Ontology annotation, biological process: regulation of transcription by RNA polymerase II. Lineage: Eukaryota; Metazoa; Chordata; Amphibia; Anura; Bufonidae.